AUGAUGAGACGUGAAAAACGUGCUCGAAGACAUUUUAAACGUAUGCGUUUUCCACCAUUUGAUGAUGAAGAACCACCAAUAGAUUAUGUUGAUAAUAUUCUUGAUGUUGAACCAUUAGAAAAGAUUUGUUUUUCAUCUGUAAAACUUUGUACAAUACGUUGCAAUGAUCGUUUCAGUAAUAAGAAAUCUUCAAAUUUACUUAAUAAAUCAUAUUGCGCGGGUCAAAAUACUCAAAAAUACCAACUGCCGAUCAGUAGCAGUGAAGAAUAG
Molecule: messenger RNA, 270 nt
Organism: Rotaria sp. Silwood1
Lineage: Eukaryota; Metazoa; Rotifera; Eurotatoria; Philodinida; Philodinidae
Source: the annotation of a GenBank genome assembly